Trichophyton rubrum CBS 118892 is the source of this 2824-nucleotide messenger RNA. RefSeq lists its product as uncharacterized. The transcript is spliced from 5 exons. The record is from RefSeq and is a predicted model, not a curated record. The coding region runs from base 1 to 2016 and encodes 671 amino acids. Gene Ontology annotation, biological process: long-chain fatty acid metabolic process; long-chain fatty-acyl-CoA metabolic process. Lineage: Eukaryota; Fungi; Ascomycota; Eurotiomycetes; Onygenales; Arthrodermataceae. Gene Ontology annotation, molecular function: long-chain fatty acid-CoA ligase activity. Gene Ontology annotation, cellular component: endoplasmic reticulum; lipid droplet; plasma membrane.
AUGUCGAAAGACACGGUCUUCUACCCUCGCGUCUUGAAAAAGGGUCCCUUCACCGUCGAGGCAGCCGGCUACGAGCCCGUCGAAGGAGAGACCAUUCCGCGGCGUCACCCCUCGGCCAAAGACGAGCUUCUCAAGACGCCCAACCCAGAGAUUGCUACCACUUACGACAACCUCAGAUGGAGCGCAAAGACGUACGGGAACUCCAAGGCCGUCGGCUCGCGCAGGGUCGUCAAGACGCACGUUGAAAACAAGAAGGUCAAGCGGCUCAUCGAGGGCGUCGAGCAGGAGGUCGACAAGGAAUGGACCUACUUUGAGCUCAGCGGCUACAGCUACCUGACCUUCACGGAGUACGAGCAGCAGGCUUUGCAGCUGGGUGCCGGCCUCAGGAAGCUCGGCCAUCAGACCGGCAGCAGACUCCAUCUCUUCAGCUCUACCAGCGCUCACUGGCUGUGUCUUUCUCACGGCGCCGCAUCUCAGUCCAUCACCAUUGUGACUGCGUACGAUUCCCUCGGCGAAGAAGGUGUUCGACACUCCCUCCAGCAGACUCGCAGCGAGUCCAUUUUUCUAGACCCUACCCUGCUCCCACUGCUACGAAAAGUCCUCAAGGAUGCAAAGGAUGUCAAGAAUGUCAUCUACGACACCAACUCGGAACCCAAACAGGAACAUAUCGAUGCGCUCAAGGAGGACUUUGGCCACAUCAACAUCAUGACCUAUGAAGACCUCCGAAAACUGGGCGAAGAAACCCCGUUGACCCGGUACCCCCAUCCCGCGACGACCUCUGCUGUAUCAUUGGCGGGUGGUGAUUCAAUUGUUGGGCCUUAUCUCGGUCCCAGCGACGUGCUCCUGACCUAUCUGCCUCAAGCCCACAUCCUCGAAUUCGUAUUUGAGAACCUCUGUCUGUUCUGGGGUGGCACCAUGGGCUAUGGAAGCCCCAAGACCCUCUCAGACACCUCCGUCAGAAACUGCAAGGGUGAUAUCCGCGAGCUCCAGCCAACUAUUCUCGUCGGUGUUCCCAUGGUCUGGGAAUCUGUGAAGAAGGGCAUCAUCGGCAACGUCAACAAGAACAGUGCCAUCGUCAAGAGCAUUUUCUGGGCUGGUAUGGCUGCCAAGGAGUUCUUAAUGUCCACUGGUUUGCCCGGCGCCGGCAUACUAGACUCUUUUGUCUUCAAGAAGAUCAAAGAUGCCACCGGAGGCCGUUUGCGCCUCACUCUCAGCGGUGGUGGACCAGUCUCAAGAGAGACUCAACGAUUCCUCUCCAUGGCUGUAUGCCCCAUGAUCAACGGUUAUGGUCUGACCGAGACCUCUGCUAUGGGUGGUCUCAACGAUCCCAUGGCCUGGACCAACGAUGCCAUAGGCGAAAUCCCAGCCGCCGUCGAGAUGAAACUCGUCGACUUCGCUGAUGCUGGUUACUUUACCAAAAAUGACCCGCCCCAGGGUGAGAUCUGGAUCCGAGGUGUGAGCGUUGCAAAUAGCUACUUCGACAACGACGAAGAAACCAAAGCCGCCUUCUCACCUGAUGGCUGGUUCAUGACCGGUGACAUUGGCCAGUUCGAGCCCAACGGCCAUAUCAAGGUGAUUGACCGCAAGAAGAACCUCGUCAAGUCCCUGAACGGCGAAUACAUCGCUCUCGAAAAACUCGAGUCCAUCUACCGCUCUGCUCCCGUUGUGGCUAAUAUCUGCGUAUACGCCGCUCAAGACCAGGCUAAGCCUGUUGCCAUCAUCGUGCCUGCAGAGCCUGCCCUGCUCCAGCUUGCAAAGUCCAACGGCAUCCAGGGAGACAGCAUCGGCACUCUUGUUCAUGACAAGAAGCUCAACUCCAUCAUCUUGAGAGACAUGCAGAAUGUAGGCAAGUCCGCUGGCCUGCGUGGCUUCGAGAUCAUCGAAGGUGUCGUCCUCUCAGACGAGGAAUGGACUCCUCAGAACGGAUUUGUCACCGCAGCACAGAAGCUACAGCGCAAGAAGCUGGUGAACAAGUACCAGAAGGACAUCGAUCGCGCCUACGGAAAAUCUUCGUAGAAUGGAGCGAAUUCCCUUCUUUCAGGCUAAUACAGCGGGCAUCAAAUCUCACAUCAUCCGUUUGCUCUCCCAGAAGCAUCUCACCGCCGCCUCUCCUUCCAACUAUAUAAUAUACCACUCAAACAAACAACAAAACAAACAAACCUUACCCCUUCCUCCUUGCCCGACUGUCCAGCUUUCAUGUCCAGCUUUCACCAUCGACUUAGCUUGCCGUGUACUUAAUCGAUUGGCCGUAUAUAGCUUUGUCCUUUUUUUUUUCCUGGCCAUUACUCCUUUCGUUUGUUAUUCCCAUCUUUACAUCUACAUUUAUACCUGCCUCCUGAUGUCUCCAUGUGUGUUCCUGUCUGAUUCCACCCACUUUUUCCUUCGGUCGUCUAUUUUCAGUCUGUCCGAGUUCAAAGAAUACUCUCGUCGCUGGAAUUUUGCAAGACUUUCUCUUUUUUCGUUUCGUAUUCUUGUUUUUUUCUCAUGACCGUUAGGAAGGGAUAGUUGAAAAUUCUAGUAUAACUAACUAAUUAUUACCAUGCCCGUCUCCUAAUUCUCCAUCGAUGGCUAUCUGUUCUUUAUGCAUGCAUGCAUGCAUGGAGAGAUCGAGUUGUCAGUGCAUAUGCAAGGCGAGAUGAAUGAGAUUAGAUGAAAGGAGCGGGAGAAUUGCGGUCAGACCUUCGCAGGACUUGGACACUUGCCUAACGAGGCAUAUGAAGAUAUCAGUAUCUUCUGUCUGUAUCUGACAUCUAGUUACUUCUUUUAUGUAUGUAUGCGUAGGGCAAGGGUUUGAUAUGCCAAAGACGGGGGGGGCUUCAAUGAC